Molecule: messenger RNA, 939 nt
Organism: Tachysurus fulvidraco (yellow catfish)
Lineage: Eukaryota; Metazoa; Chordata; Actinopteri; Siluriformes; Bagridae
Gene: smim1
Product: small integral membrane protein 1
Exons: 2
Coding region: 469-684 (71 amino acids)
Source: RefSeq, a predicted model, not a curated record
GUGCUAGCUGGUUGUGACAUAUUUACUACUCAUCCUGCUGAAUCAAUGCAUCAAUAAGAGCUGCCUGGUUUUUGAAAGAGUUAUUUCUUGAUUAGUUUGCUUGAGUUGAAGGUCAUAGAUAUAGUUAACAAUUAAUAAGUGCUUGUAUAGUUUUGAAGACUUAAAGAUAGAAAAUCUUACAAAAGCAAGCUGUAAUAUAUUAUAUAUUAUAUUUUAGAUGCAACAAAAAAGGUAAGUCAUGACCUAACAUGCUGAAUAUUUGCUCAAAUCCUGGACUUCAGCCAGUCACAGGGGGACUGUCCUGACUUGCUCAAUAAUUGUAUUUAACUUCAUUCACAAUGCGUAGUUGUUGUUGUUGAAGCCGGCGCCAUUCCAGGAAGCAUGUUGUGUUAAAGUGAUAAACAGACAUAAUUUGAGUGUGUUUGUUUGGCAGUUGUCUCUAUACACUCACAAAACGUGGGUAAGGAGAUGGAGUCUGAUGAAGCUACUGUACAGUACAACCGAUGGAAUGAAGAUAACAUCAACAUGAACGUCGCUGCUUCUCAGUCGAGUACGAAUGGGAUGUAUAACAAACUGUGCACGGGGCAGCUGGGCGUGGUUGUGAGAGUGGCAGGAUCGCUGGCUGUAAUGGCUUCUAUGUACAUUCUUGGCUAUGUCACCGGAUACUACGUCCAUAAAUGCUGACAGUGUUACAGACAUUACACAGAUGUUUUCACUUUUUCCUGCAGUGUAUGAUGAAUGCAUUUACCGAUUCACUGUGAAGUCCUUUAUAUAUUCAUUCCUUCAUGGUGUAUGAAACUUAUUUUACUUGACAUUCCACUUUUUCCCCCCAGUGUUAUGAACAUUUGUUAAAGAGAAUGAUUUUAUUUGCUCCACUGGAAUUUGUACAAUGUAUGCUUUGUGUCCAUUUUAUAUGCUAUUAAAACAUUUUAUGCUGAA